This is a messenger RNA of Lactuca saligna, 1340 nucleotides long. The record is from the annotation of a GenBank genome assembly. Lineage: Eukaryota; Viridiplantae; Streptophyta; Magnoliopsida; Asterales; Asteraceae.
AGUAAAAUGAUAAAAGAAUAGUCAUGUGUCAUGUCAUUGCCAUUAAAAGGCAACAAUUUCACAUAUAAAAAAAUAGGUUUUGUAUGGACAUGUAUGCAAUAAAACAAAAUUAUCAAUUAUGAUAAUUAUUAAAAAUUAAUUUUAUUAUUAUUAUAUUUGAAAACUUUCAUUAUAUAAAGGGGCUUUAAGUGUCAUUUGCAAAGUGCCACUCCCAAUUCUCCUCAUCUCUUCUUCACUCUCUCAGUUUCUUUAAUAUAACUAUUUAAUAAUAUUCCAAAAUGCCAGGAAUUGCAUUUGGUCGUUUCGAUGACUCCUUUAGCUUUGGGUCCAUCAAAGCCUACAUUGCAGAGUUCAUCUCCACCCUCCUCUUUGUCUUCGCCGGCGUCGGCUCCGCCAUCGCAUACGGCAAGUUGACGGCAGACGCCGCCCUAGAUCCGGCGGGUCUUGUUGCAGUGGCAGUUUGCCAUGGAUUUGCACUCUUCGUAGCCGUUGCUAUCGCCGCUAACAUCUCCGGAGGCCACGUCAACCCAGCUGUCACCUUCGGAUUGGCUGUUGGUGGUCAGAUCACCAUCCUAACCGGAAUCAUUUACUGGAUUGCACAACUAGUUGGCUCCGUCGCCGCAUGCUACCUUCUCAGUUUCGUCACCGGAGGACUGGCAGUGCCUAUACAUGGUGUUGCUGCCGGAGUUGGAGCAAUUCAAGGAGUUGUGAUGGAGAUAAUUAUCACAUUUGCAUUGGUUUACACAGUAUACGCCACCGCAUGUGAUCCAAAGAAGGGCUCCUUGGGAACAAUUGCACCCAUGGCCAUUGGAUUCAUUGUGGGUGCCAACAUUUUGGCAGCCGGUGCAUUCUCUGGUGGAUCAAUGAACCCUGCCAGAUCUUUUGGACCUGCGGUGGCUAGUGGAGAUUUCUCCGGCCACUGGAUCUACUGGGUUGGACCACUUAUCGGAGGUGGCCUAGCGGGACUCAUUUACCCUAACGUGUUCAUGAAUCACGACCAUGCUCCCCUCUCAAGCGAGUUUUAAAUUUUUUGUGAAUCAUUUUAAUUUGUGAUUGUAAUAAAAGGAAGGAAAACAAUUUAUUUGUUUUUCUUUCUUUUCAUCUUAUUUUAUUUAUAAGGAGUUCAUUGAAUUUGGUUCUGUUUUAUUUCAUUAAUUAUGUGUGAAUUGUGAUUGAAGCUUUUAUGUUUGAUGUUGAAAGAUGAGGUGAAGUUGGUAGGAAGUGAUUGUAUUUGUGGAUAAAGUAGAGGUGGUCCCUCUACCUUAUUGGGCCUUCUUUUUUAUUCUUUUCAUUGUGGUCUGUAGAUUAAUAGUGGGUGGGCCCAUUUUCGUUCAAUCAAU